Molecule: messenger RNA, 306 nt
Organism: Arabis nemorensis
Lineage: Eukaryota; Viridiplantae; Streptophyta; Magnoliopsida; Brassicales; Brassicaceae
Source: the annotation of a GenBank genome assembly
AUGGGGCUGCCUCGACAUUAUGCUCUCAUCAGAACAGUCAUAAAGAAAAAAGUUGGUUUCAUGCUUAAACUAACAUGGCUAGAGGCUAAAGCAGAUGAUGAGAUAGCAAAACAACAGGUUCGUAAUAUGUUGCCUCUCACUGUUGGUAAGUUUGAACUUGGAACCAAUUCCGAACUUACUGGAGAUGAGGAGACAAGUGAAACUCCAACGUUCUCUCAUCUGAUCCACUGUAGAAUAGGAAGCAUGAAAGAUUCUAUCAGUGUAUACCCAAGAAGAGGAGAAACAUGGGCUCGAUUAAGAAAAUAG